This is a messenger RNA of Schizophyllum commune H4-8, 549 nucleotides long. RefSeq lists its product as uncharacterized. NCBI's taxonomy places the organism in Eukaryota, Fungi, Basidiomycota, Agaricomycetes, Agaricales, Schizophyllaceae. Bases 182 to 514 code for a protein of 110 amino acids. The transcript has a single exon. The record is from RefSeq and is a predicted model, not a curated record.
AGGUCCGGAGGCGAUUGGAUGAUGUUUGUGUUUUUCGACGCUCGGCUAGGUGGGACUUGCGAUUUCACGCAUGGCGACCGCAUUAGGAAACGCGCCGGUUGAACUCCCGUCACAUCACGCCCCGAUGCCCAGCCCGCCCCCGCAGCACACUCCAGGGUAGACGGACCACCGGCGGCGGACAAUGCAAGACCGCAUAGUGCGUGGCCGCUACUUAUACAGCGCGCGCAAAGCACACCCGCCAGCCCACGUCAUCGCCUGUCGACGCGGCACCGAGCGAGCGACGCGGGCAACGCAGACCCGGUCCGACAGCGGCACUCGCACCGAUCGAGUGACGCAACGCAGAGACAGACCGACAGCGCAAGGAGCCGGUAGCGCGAGAAGCCUGAAGCAGCCUCGAGCGACGGCCACCCGACCCAGCACACGCACGCCUGUCAGCCCGACUCGACGGCUGCGUUGCGAGAACGACGACGUUCAUGGAGGACGGCGGGCGGCGAGCACGCGCGCCGAACAAUAGGCGCGUGCCCAUUGUGUACGGCUGUUAGGCUGCGC